Molecule: messenger RNA, 1349 nt
Organism: Funneliformis caledonium
Lineage: Eukaryota; Fungi; Glomeromycota; Glomeromycetes; Glomerales; Glomeraceae
Source: the annotation of a GenBank genome assembly
AUGAAUAUAGAACGUACAAGUGAUGUUCAAAUAGAUGAAAACGUUAAUUUCGAAGUAUUAAUUUCAAAUCCUAACAUAAUAAGAGGAUUAUCCGAAGCUGGUUACGAACGUCCUUCACCGAUACAAUUAAAAGCGAUUCCUCCUGGUAAACUUGGGUUAGAUAUUAUCGCACAAGCUAAAUCUGGAACCGGAAAAACUAUAGUUUUUGGCAUUAUAGCAUUAGGAAUGCUAGAUUUGAAUAAUCUGAAGCCUCAGGUAUUGAUUUUGGCGCCUACUCGUGAGAUUGCUGUACAGAUAAAGGAAGUCAUUUGUAAUAUCGGUCGUUAUAUGGAAGGCUUAAAUUGCCAUGUCUUUAUUGGAGGUUUGCCUAUUGGUAAAGAUUUACCGAAAAUUGAAAAAUGUCAAAUUGUAAUAGGAACACCUGUUCUUGCAUUUUCUGCAACAUAUGACAAGCCUUUAUUGAAAGCGCUUAGUCACUUUGUUCGAAAUCCACACCAUAUUAUGCUUACAGAUGAUACACCUUGUCUACAAGGAGUUUUGCAAUAUUAUCAAUUAGUUGAAUCCCCUGAAACAAGUAAUAUACUGGAAAAGUUCAAAAUUUAUGAAGCGAAGUUCAUAAAAUUAGCAGAACUUUUAGGCAGAGUACCCUUUUAUCAGUGCAUUGUUUUCAUAAAUCAUCGCGGAAGGGCUGUUGAUUUGGCGAAUUAUUUGACAAAUCAAGGAUGGAUGUCAUUAUACAUAUCAGGCAUGGAGAGGGGGUUGGAUCAACAAGAAAGACUUGAAACAAUGUCGAAGGCUCGCAGAUUCCAGAUAAGGGUCCUUGUCUGUAGUGAUUUGAUUGCUAGGGGCAUUGAUAUCGAAAGAGUAAAUUUGGUUGUGAACUUAGAUAUGCCUAAAGAUGCUGAAACAUACCUUCAUCGAGUAGGCAGAACUGGACGUUACGGAACUUAUGGAUUGGCGAUAAGUUUUGUGGAUGUUAAUGAAAUGAACUUUAUUGAAUCUUUAAAGGAAAAUUAUCAUGUUGGAAUUCAUCCACUUUCUGAUGAAAUUUCAUUUAAACAUCAUCAAAGAACACUAAUAACUGAGACUGAUCAAAAGGCAUAUGAAAAAUUUUUAGAUGAAAGAGAUACCAUCAAGGUUCAAAUUCCUGAGGUGCUUCCUGUUGUAUUUUCUACUGAUGAUAAAAAGAAAGCAUCACAUUUAAAUGAUAAGAUUACCGAAAAGGAUAAAAAGAAAAAAAAACAAAUGAAUGUUAUAAAUUCAACUUCUUUAUCUCAAUAUCCACAAAGUGAUAAUAAUGCAUCAUAUGAGUAUUAUAAUAAUUAUCAAUAUUGGUAUAAUAAUGAAUG